This is a messenger RNA of Truncatella angustata, 1209 nucleotides long. RefSeq lists its product as uncharacterized. The record is from RefSeq and is a predicted model, not a curated record. Bases 1 to 1209 code for a protein of 402 amino acids. NCBI's taxonomy places the organism in Eukaryota, Fungi, Ascomycota, Sordariomycetes, Amphisphaeriales, Sporocadaceae. The transcript has 3 exons.
AUGUCGCUAUCUCCACCUACCAGGGACAUACUCAAUCUGGCCAUCAGGUCGUUCACUGCUGACAGUGAAAUGCAAAUGUUACAGCAGCAACAAUCAUCGGGCCGAGCGGUUCGGGACUGGGGAGGCUGGAUGGACGCUUUACCCUCCCUAUCCUCUGGUAUUGACAACGAUAGUCUCAGCCCGGCCAUUAUGGCUCUCACCGCUGCUAUCACGACUCACAAGGCGGAUCUCAGACCGACUAAAUUGAGUUAUCUGACCACUUAUGCAACUGCUUUACGGAAACUUCGAAUUUCACUCAAAAACAUACAUCAAGGGAAUCGAUUCAUGGUCUUAGCGACUAUUAUUUGCUUAUACACGGCAGCCCUUAUGCUACCAAUUGAGGAAAACACUCAGACCCGUCAGACUCACCACAAAGGGCUACAGGACCUGUUCCUGGCGAUUGGCCCCGAAGGUUUCAUCUCGGUCGCCACACACAAGUUGUUCGCUGGGUUCAGGGGCUCAAUCAUAUUUGAGGCUAUAUACAUGCGUAGAAGCUCAUUCACCUCUCAUGUUGACUGGAAAACUAAACCUUUCAAGCUCCAAGGCCAAAACAUCAUCCAGAGAUCCCUGACUAUAGCAGCUGACAUUCCACCACUGCUUGAAAAGUUCGAUGCACUGGACAAGAUGGAUGCCUUCAAUCAAGAGCUCUCAGCAAUAGCGUUGACAACUGGCUUCCGUAAAAUCAUCCGUGGGAUAUACGAAUCAUUUGUUUUAGAAGCAACUGCGCCUUCUUACUGGCAAGUGUUUCCUGAUGACCCAGACAGCCCCUAUCGCUUCACGAAUCUGUCAACCGCCAACAUCUGGCUUAACUACUGGCUAUUCCGUGCGAUCUGCUUCAUCCACUUACACCUCCUGCAAACGCGAUAUGGAGUCUCAGAUUCAGCAGAUGUGAACCAAGAAUCAACCUUAGACCAGGCAGUGGAGCAUGCAACCAGUAUCUACCGGAGCAUGGACUUUGUCCUUCAGGACGAUAUGAAAAUCCAAGGUCCUGCUUCGAGGAUUUUCACAGCGCGCGUCGCUUAUGAUAUCCUCAAGUUUGAUGGCGCUCGGAGUGCUGAGAAGCUGGCUGCCAUCCAGCGCAUCAUUGGUAGGUUCGAGCUGCUUGGCUUCAAGAUACCAUCAUUGCCAGAUGACCGACCUUUCUGGACACUGAACACAGGCAGAGUGUAA